Chironomus riparius is the source of this 731-nucleotide messenger RNA. NCBI's taxonomy places the organism in Eukaryota, Metazoa, Arthropoda, Insecta, Diptera, Chironomidae. The record is from the annotation of a GenBank genome assembly.
UGGAAAACGAAGAAGAAUCGAUGGAAUGGAAGUAAAGUUGAGUAUAAAAGAGGAAUGGAUCAGAAUCGUUGGUAUCAGUUCAACUUUACAGAUCUUUAAAAAAACAUUAAACAUUAAAAUAAAAAUCAAUCUUAUAAAAAUGGCAAAACUUAUUGUGUUCCUCGCUUUUGUUGCCUUAUCAAAUGCUGGAGUACUUGAAUAUUCACAGCCCACCAUCAUCAAGCAAUUCCAACCGACAAUCAUUAAGAAAGUCGUAGAAGCUGAAGCUCCAGCAAAUUAUCAAUUCCAAUAUGAAGUUAAUGAUGCCUCAACUGGUGAUGUUAAGUCACAACACGAGAAGGCUGAGAAUGGCGCUAUUAAAGGAUCAUACCAACUUAAUGAUGCUGAUGGUUACGUGAGAAUUGUUGAUUACACUGCUGAUGAUAACAAUGGUUUCCAAGCCACAGUCCGUCGUGAGCCCUUACAAGUUGUUAAGAAAAUCAUUGCACAGCCAGCAACAGUCACAAAAAUUAUUCAACCAGCCAUCACAAAAGUAUUCGCACCAGCUCAUGGAUGGGCGUAAAUGAAAUGUACAGGAAAUUUUACAAAGCAAUUAUGAAAUCUCUCAUUCCUUAUGAUUAAAGUUUUAUUCAGUCAGUAAUUGUUAUUUUAAGUAAAGAAAAAGAAAACAAAAAAAUAUGAAAAACGCACGUUUAUAAAAUAAAAAUUUUGCAAUACCCUUCAGAAUAUAG